GAGACUUCGGGACGUUCACGCGCCCCCACCUACCAGUUCUGCCCACUACUUCAGCGCAAACCAGUGUUGCGGAUCUAUGCCAAAACCGCUUCGCAACACUCUCUGUUGCCUGAGCGUCACGGUGAAGCACGCUCCGCCGGGGACAUUCAUCGGGAUGCUGUCUCGGAGAUGUACUACCAUUGUCGGGCCAACAACCUCACGGAGGUGUGGGCCUACAUGUGGAAUUCCUGGUACCGCAAGGACCGCUGGUGCCUGUGGGCACGCUCAGCCUACCCGCAAGCCAUUCCGAGGAAGCGGACGACCAUGAUCGUGGAAGCACUUUGGCGCGGCAUCAAGCGGCAAGGUCUCGCACGCUACAAUCGCCCGCCUGUCGACUUUGCUCUCUAUUCCGUAAUCACCAAGGCUCUCCCACCGUAC
This is a messenger RNA of Trametes versicolor FP-101664 SS1, 417 nucleotides long. RefSeq lists its product as uncharacterized. The annotation marks the transcript as partial. The transcript has a single exon. The record is from RefSeq and is a predicted model, not a curated record. NCBI's taxonomy places the organism in Eukaryota, Fungi, Basidiomycota, Agaricomycetes, Polyporales, Polyporaceae.